ACGGAAGCGAAAGCGAAGCAGUCCUGCAGGCAAGGAGGCGAAGAAGGGAACAGCGGGGCCGUUGGCGGCACGUUUUAAAGGUGCAUGGAUGGAUUUUCGCUUCAAAAAAACAACGGCUGCGAUUCCUUUACUCGGUGCUCUUUACCUUAAGUUGACCGAGCUCUGUGGAAACGGGCAUUUUUUUUCUCAUUAAUUCACGACUAGAAGAAACUGGGGAAAAUGUACCUGGCGUGGCUAAAUCUCGACCCAUCCUCACAACAUCUGGCCCAACUUACCCAUAACACAGUGGAUCCAGGAGUGAAACCACAACAGAGUGCAACUUCUUACGAAAAUGGCCCCUCGAAUGGACCGACACCAAAAUGGGAAAGCACACAAGUUUCUCAUCAGACAGCUGGAGGGAAGCAUGUUGGCUACCAGAGGACAUUUGUUAAUAUUCAGAAGCCUUCUCGCAAUGUGCAAGGAGGAGGACAGCCUUUCCAUGGAGAUGGAUGUCAAAAUACUGUUAAUAAUUCAUCAAUUAAAAGUGGGUCUGACCUUAUGUUAAAAACGAUGUGCUAUCAGGACGAGAAGAGACGAUUUACAUUGCAAUACAGACCAACACCACCUACAUCCAAUAGUAACAUGUCUUCUCCUGCUCUUCAACAUGGCAGGAAUGAGGGCUUGCAUCAAGCGUAUAACAAAGUUUCAUCGAGACCUAAAUUAGUCACCUUUCCAACAGCGACCACACUUCAAGUGAUACAGGAGGUUUCAAAGAGAGGAGCUCAAUCCUCUUCUGCGCACAACACAGGCGUUGCAGUCAACAAAACUAAAUACACAUUGUAUCCUUCUGCCCAUACUGGAAAUGUUUUCUUCAAUCUCAAAAAUGUUGUUGUAAGACCCCCAUCUACUGGACAAAGUUUGCAGGUUUCCAGCUUGAAUCAGCCAACAAAGCCAUUUUCAUCCACAGUAUUUGAUGGCAGUCAAACAAAUUCCUCCCCAGCAGCAGAGAUGAGGCAUAAUAUAAUUGGGACACCUCUGCUGGGAUCCAGUUAUCAACAAACUGCAACACGACAGAGCGAACGACUGGUUACCGCUGACUCAAAAGUUGCACGUUUGAAAAAAUCACUUCCACUCCUAUCGCACUUGAUACUGGCCCCUGGAUCAGUGACCGAUAGCACACAGCCAUUAUCAACUAAUAAUCUAAAUGACAACUCCAGUUCUGCAAGAGUUGUCGCUGUUGUGCAACCGUUGUCGCCACAUUGCAAUAUGAUUACCUGUGCAAGCAAAAGUCCCACAACACACAACUUUAAUGUACCCACUGUGGACACACAGAACAAGAUGACAAAUGAGGAUUGUAGGAAUCCCCUCGAAAGAGAAAUUCAGCUGUCCAACAAAUCUCUGAGUAUGCACGUGUCAGCUACCGGACAUGCAGAUGACACUCUAUGUGAAGAACUGAGUAUGCACACAUCAGCUACCAAACAAUCAGAUGACAUGCUAAGUAAAGGCCAUUGUAUUGGAGCGUGUGCGCCGCAGCCGGUCAACGUUGAAGCUCCAGAAAAAGACAAGUGGGCGAGUAACAAGGACGAGAUGCCGCUAAAUGCGAAGGCCAGUAUUUUUCAACUGUCCGCUCUCCCGACAACAAAGUGGACCUUGAAAGAAUUGGCUUUGUUGGGUGAAGGAUUUGAGAUGCACAAUGCACCUAAAAAUGAUGAUUUACGAAAACAACUAUUGGUCAUGUUUUGGGGUGGGAGUGUUAAAAAUUUGGUUAGUAUUCUUAAGACAAAGUCCUAUUCGGUCUUGCUUAAUUGUGCUCAUUCAUUUUGUGCCCAUUAUGGGAGAGAAGACACUGUUGUGCUGUCACAGGUGGACUCCUCGUUUGCUGAUCAACUCCAGUACUUUCAUGUUCUUAAAGAUGGAGAGGUUUACACAGAACUGCCCUACACAUCGUCAUGGUUGAAUAAAAAUCAACAGCUAGAUGAUAUCGACAAAGAAUUCGGCCCGAAUAAUUCCAGAAAUGUGAGUGACAACCAGCCAGGUCCAGUUAAAAGAGUCACCAACAUCCCAACACAAACUCUUCCCAAGGUUCCCAGACUUGACAUUGAAACAGUCGACAAAGAAUGUCAUGACUCUCUCUACUUAUUCAAGAUUGAAGUUUUGCCCCCAGAAGAAGCAAAAGCUAUCUUUGAGCAAGGCCAUGUGACGAUGUCACAAACUAAACAAAGUAUUAGUCAACCAGAGGAAGUCACUAAUACUUUGGAUGCAGUGGUAGAUGAGCCAGUCCAAGAGCUACAUGCUACAAGCGGCUCGAAAGUAGAUGGUCCCAUCCAACAUUUCUGCUGCAUUGCAAAGUGGAAAGAAAGCAUGUUUGGUUCCAAAACGCUGUUACAGGAUAAAUGCCAGUGCAACGAAGAGCGACGCAAACUUACUAAGAAGCAAGAACAAAUGAACUGUCGACAGUUUACAAUGGAACCUGAUCUUCAAUCUCAUUCACUGGACAAAGACAUGGAAUCGGAAAGUGAGGAGAAAAUGACCAGCAGCCUUCCAACAAUAAAUUGGCUUGAAAUAUGCAACGAAAUCAGUGGGACCUUUGAAUUAAAUGACGACGAAGAAACAAAUGAUCUGCUUGAGCAACAGCCAAAGGAGAGCCAGCCAACAAUUGUAAGUGUUAACAAAGAAAAUAUCUCCAAUUGUGAGAAUAUUACCAACCACAUUCCUGACAUUGAAGAGGGUUGUAACAAAGCUCAGCUGAAAUCUGCAGAAAGUUGCCAGUCAACUGAUAGCAGCAGCAGGAGUUCGGAUUGUUGGACCGAAAAUCAAAUUGAGACUCCUAUGUCACCCGUCGAUGAACAUGGUGAACGAGCUCCAAUGGCAUCAAAGUCACCAUUGGAUGCUGAAAAAAUACAAUGCGGUGCAAAGCCUGGAGAUCAGACGGAUGUCCGUAAACCUAAAGCACACGAGACUGAUGAAAGGAAACGGAAGAGACGUAACAAUGCUAACAGUGUUUUUCCUUACCUGAAGAAGUUGAUGAACAAAAACCUGGAUUCACAUGAAGUCGAAGAUGUUUCAAAAACUAAGAUUGUUGUUGGUUCUGAUAGGGAAACCUUGGCAGACAAGAGAACUGUCCAGCUGAAGCUGUUUGGCUCACAACCACAGGAAAAGCGUAUUUUAAUUCAUCGUCACAAUGAGUCAACAACACCGCCGAAAGUUGUUUAUGCAAGGGUUGACAAGCAAAAACUGGAUAAAGGUGGCUUAAACUCAUUUGGUUCAGCUACAAAAAGGACUUUAUCUCAAACUAAAAUAAAGCUUGGAGCCAAAAUGAAAGCAAUUAGAGACAGACAAAAGAAAUUUGCCUCCCAAAAUUACAAGGCUGUUGUUGACCAACAAAGAAAGUCUUUCAAACAUGACCGCAGAAAGAAGGAAACUGGAACCCAGGCAGUUUUGCCCAUCCAGGAGAAUAUCUUGAAGUUCAGUGUUUUGCCCAACAGCUUCAGCUUUGAAGAGGAAUCAGCGGGUGAGAGAGAGAGCACCGAAAAUUCUUCAGAUGAACCUCUGUCAGAAUCUGAAAAGAAAAGCCCUAAUAAAAAGAGCAAAGUGGAUGUGUGGAGUCAUUUCCCUGUAAAGGAGUUGUCUUCUGUACACCAUGUUCCCGGCUCCAAAAGCGCUGAUGUCUUCGCAGAGUAUCAGAAGAAAUACACAGAGAAGUCACAGCCAUCAGUUACUCAGUAGAGAGAGGCACAUUUCAAGGAUUCAUGUGCGAUUCUUUUUUUUGUUUCUGGUUUUCCAUCACUAUUUAACACUACACUGUACAAGAUGUCUUAAGUUUCAUGCACGUUACCUCUAGGCAUGCUCCCUAAUGCCUUAUGUAAACAUUUGUAUAUAGUAUAUAUUUUAUAUUUUGCCAUGUUAAUAUUUUUGUUUAAAUUUCUCCUGUAUUUUACCUGAAUUAAAUGUGAUAGUUUCAACGUUUAAUGCAGUAAAAACAAUCAGUUAAAGGCUUGCACAAUGA
This is a messenger RNA of Phyllopteryx taeniolatus (common seadragon), 3985 nucleotides long. RefSeq lists its product as uncharacterized. The record is from RefSeq and is a predicted model, not a curated record. Lineage: Eukaryota; Metazoa; Chordata; Actinopteri; Syngnathiformes; Syngnathidae. Bases 220 to 3705 code for a protein of 1161 amino acids. The transcript is spliced from 4 exons.